GUGCCGUGCGUGAGUGAGAGACAGACGGCGGUGACGAAGAAAAAGUUGUUCAGUGUUUUCGGUUCGGAUGCCUCUACGAAGGUGCGUUUUAUUUCGGUUAAAAAACGUUUAUAAAAUGUGAAUUUCCUGAUCGAACCGGUGAAAAACUAAACCCCAAUGCAUGCUGCAGGUGCGAAAGUUGAAAUUAUCUAGGAAAAUCACGCCGAUAUGGAAUAUGGAGUGUUUUUAAUGGUGCGGGCGCCAAGCGUCCUGAUUUGGCAAAAAAAGUGACUUUAAUGCUAACAACCUGGUGAAAAGAGUGAAAAAUUAAACGAGCAGUGCUUAUACAUUGGAAAACAUCACAAAUUGGAGAGGAAACAACAAAAAAACAGCUGGUUCAUCAUUGACCGUGCGAAUUCUAUGAAGUUUAAUAUUCAAACACCUUCAAUUUGAAAAAAAAAAAAAGAAAUACGAGUAGUAAAAGUACGUAACCAUGUUCUACGCUCACAUUGUGCUGGCCAAAAAAGGGCCUUUGGCCCGAAUUUGGUUGGCGGCACAUUGGGAUAAGAAAAUUACCAAGGCGCACGUCUUCGAAACCAACAUCGAACAAUCCGUCGAUGGCAUCAUGCAACCGAAGGUCAAGCUGGCCCUGCGUACUUCGGGCCAUCUGCUGCUCGGAGUCGUACGGAUUUACGCCCGUAAGGCUAAGUAUCUGCUGGCCGAUUGUAACGAAGCAUUCGUCAAGAUUAAGAUGGCAUUCCGUCCUGGAAUGGUUGACCUGCCGGAGGAGCACCGAGAAGCUGCGGUAAACGCAAUUACGCUUCCGGAGGUGUUUCAUGAUUUUGAUACACCUCUGCCCGAAUUGAACGACGUAGAUAUCGAGGCUCACUUCUCGAUCAAUCAGUCGCGAGCAGAUGAGAUUACCAUGCGCGAAGACUAUGGUACUCUACCGAUGAACAUCCAUGACGACGGAUUCGGUGACAUGGGAUUUGAUGAUACACCGGACAUUGUCCGUGAUCGGAUCGAAGAACCGAUGGAGAACCUGGAAGCGGAGCAUGUGGCCUUGGAAAAUCAGGCGGACACGACGGCGGUGGCGACGAAUGGUACCGCGACGGAAGACGCACCCGGCAGUAGUGGAACCGAUGGCAAAGAUAAGCCCAUUGAUAAGAAGGGCCUUCGGGCUCGUGCCAAAAGCUUGUACGAAGAGCUAAGCGAGCAGCCACCGCAGGAUACCCGGUGGAACGAGUAUCUUGAUGACCUAUUCACGGAUCCGGUUGCUCCGCCACCUGAUCUCGAGCAAGAGAAGGAGCCCCUCCCCGGUACGUCCCGAUCCGUACUGGAUUCAUUCGAUCCCCAUCAUCCGCACGAGGUGGACAACGAUGGCUUCGGUGACGAAGGUGGCUUUGGUGCAGAACCUGCUGCCGGUCUCUUCGAGGGCGACAUUUUUGCCGAUGCCCCACUGGCACCGGAACCGGAACUUCCGGCCGCUCCCGUUCAGGCACAACAUGGCGCUGCGGAAGAGGACAGCGAUGACGAUGAUGAUGACCACUUCGACGUUGGAGGUGCACCUUCGCCAGUUCCCAGUACCGAUAACUCGCGGCCUCCAUCGCCGAUCAUGACGCAACAGUUAUUGGAGGAUCUACAACAGCCGGGAACUAGCCAAGAUGGUAUACCGAAGGCACCUGUUAGUCAAGAGUUGCCAGUCGAGCCAGUACCGAGUGCAGUUGUCCCGGAACAACCACACGAGGAGCCUGAAAUGAGACCUGAAGGAGAAGACGAGCAAAUGGUUGCGGAAGUUGGUGCAGAAGAACCGAACGUGGAACAAACGACUUUGUUGCACAACGAGGAAGAAAGUUUUGCGUUGGCACCAGUGGAUGCAUCUGCCCUGAAAGGUGUUACUAAGAGUAAGCGUAAACGAAAACUGAUUGUCGACGAGGUGAAGAACAUUAGCGGUGAGGAGAUGAAGAGUCAGUUAGCAAAUACGACUGAUAUCGUAACCACAUUGGACCUUGCACCACCUACCAAGCGAUUGAUGUAUUGGAAGGAAACAGGUGGAGUAGAGAAACUGUUUGCUUUGCCAUCUCGAGAUAUUCCCGCCCGGUGUAUGUUCAAGAACUAUCAGCGACAUCUGACCUCGCGUUCGAUUGGAGUUGAAGAAUUUGAAGCGUUAGGUCCUUUGGAGGUUCUUGGAGUGGAACAGCAACAACCUGAACGACCUGAAUCUCCAGUAACUCAACGACGUGGAAGGAAACGAAGAGGACAUCAAGAGCUGCUGCCACCAGAGACUCCAAUGACACCUGCCACACCUGCUACUCCCGGACAUUUGGAUCAGACAUCGGUCGACCAGAUGCGAGAUGCUGUUGAAAUGCCUCCUCCAACGCCGGUAUCAAUGGAGCUCAGAGAUCAGGAAAUGUGUCAAAGCUUCCACCCUGACAUGCCUCCACCUGCCACUCCUGGUCUUAGUAAUAUUGGUAGCCCACAGACGCCUCUCAAUUUGGGUAUGCAGACGCCACAGAUGAUGCCACCAACACCUGGAAUGCCGAGCAUACCGAUGACACCUGGAAAUUUGGUGCAUGGAGGACUAACGCCUGCCGGUUUAGCGCAUGGCGGGCUUACUCCUGCUGGAUUAGCUCAUGGAGGAUUAACGCCUGCUGGACUAGCUCACGGUGGUCUCACUCCUGCUGGACUGGCACAUGGCGGACUUACUCCCGCAGGGCUUGCACACGGCGGCCUCACACCGGCUGGUCUGGCACACGGUGGACUCACGCCAGGAGAUCUGAAUCAUGGUGGUAUGACCCCAGCAGGACUGCAGCACGGUAGCUCCGGCCAUGUUAUGCCCGAACUCCCCGGCGCAAUGACUCCACAUGGUUUGGAUCACGGUGGAAUGACGCCACAUCACGCCAGCUUGGAGAAUAUCGAUCAGAUUCCGAACCUACCGGCUGAUCAGGUUUCUUCUAUAUUGAACGAACCAGGCAUGGAGAACUUCUCCAACUUGGGGUACGACGGACAUGCAGCUUCUCCGGCUCGUGAAGCGCUCCACGAAGACGUACAUAACGAGUGGAACCAAGAUUACGAGUUCCCACAUUCGGUUGGCGGGCAACAAGUCAGCGAAGAGCAACAGGUGGAUGAAACCAUUGAACAGUUCGAGGAGCGUGUGCUCAACAAACGUGCCGCUCAACUAUUUAUAUCGGUGCGGUCGCGUCUGCUGAAGACUGACAGCAUGGUAUUGUCGGAGAUGACGCAUCGGAACGAUAAGAAACAGGCUGCCCAAAAGUUCUACUCCCUGUUGGUGUUGAAAAAGUUCAAAGCCCUCGAGAUUACCCAGCCGAAACCGUACGCGGACAUCACAAUCACACGGGGGCCGCUGUUCGAAAAUCCGAUACUGUAAGAAGGUCGUCUAAUUUUAUAUUAGUUUUAAGUUAAAAAAAAAACAACAGAGGGUAACUACGAAAACGUACGUUGAUAAGGCGGCAUCCACAAAUUACGUAACGCUCUAGGGGGAGGAGGGGAGUAGGCUCAAGCGUUACGGCUCAUACAAAAAUUUAAAAUUUUUCAUUCAAAAAGCGUUACGUAGGGGGGAGGGGGUCAAAAAUUUCCAAUUUUAGCGUUACGUAAUAAAUGGACGCCGCCUAAGUCUUAAACAAAUCCCUUUCAUUAGUCGGUUAGGCGUAAACUGGAGAUGCUUGUGCAUUUUUAUUUUUUAUCGGAACUAUUAGAAGAUAUUCCCUAUAAUGAUGAAUUAUUAAUAAAAAUGUCUAAUCAUGCAAUUUGUAUAUAUUUUUUGUCAACAAUAAGAAAAACUCGGUUCCUAUGAGAAGAUUAACAGAUUGGUUUAUUUCUUCGAUUGGAAUCCAACAAUCUGUUGAAGUCAGGAAUUGUAUUCGUUAGCUGAUUAUUUGUUAUGUUAUUGGAUCGAAAACAGUAGCUAUAUAAUUUAUGUUCGCUUGAUUCGCUGCAUGGGAUGUGGAUAUAAGAAGUGGAUGAAGUAUGCUUUAAAUUAAAAAAAUAAACGAUGUCAUGUAAAUAGUUAAUGUUUUGUUUUCGGUGAAUUAGAAAUUAACCCUGAAUCAAGGAAAAAAGUAUGAACGUCGUAAUUCAGUUUUCAUGUUUGUCUUCCUACAAACAUGGAACCUGAAAAAACGCUUUCAUGAAAGCACCAAGUUUUCCACAGAGAAGCUACUGAACAAGUAGUAUCCAUCAAACAGUAACCUAAAGUCGUUUAUUUUAUUUAUAAUUAAAAUAAAAUAUUCAAAAGGCACCACCGCUUUCGAUAGUGUCUUCACGAAUGACCUGAUCUGGUAUGUCGUUAUUACAUAUUAAAUUGUCAUAGAUGGGUAUGGAAGAACCGGAACAAGCACUUGUAGAUCUUUGAAGUGUAAUUUAUAAAUCUAUGAGAAAAAAUAUUUCUGAUGCUGUAAAAAUAUCAAGUUGAAAUAAAGCCAAUAUUUCCAAAA
Messenger RNA from Aedes aegypti (yellow fever mosquito), 4433 nucleotides. RefSeq names its product double-strand-break repair protein rad21 homolog (gene vtd). The record is from RefSeq and is a predicted model, not a curated record. The coding region runs from base 473 to 3367 and encodes 964 amino acids. Gene Ontology annotation, molecular function: chromatin binding; protein binding. Gene Ontology annotation, cellular component: synaptonemal complex; cohesin complex. Gene Ontology annotation, biological process: replication-born double-strand break repair via sister chromatid exchange; mitotic sister chromatid cohesion; synaptonemal complex assembly. The transcript has 7 exons. Lineage: Eukaryota; Metazoa; Arthropoda; Insecta; Diptera; Culicidae.